AUAUACCAUAUACAUCUGCAAAAUAUAGAAAAUUCGAGUUUAAUUUCAUCUUUGUUUUUGACAAUGACAACCUUGAAAAAUGACAGCUAGGAAAAAGACGAAGAAAGCUUAAAACUCCAAUCAUUUGAAAAAAUAUGUGGUAUAUCGAUUUCGUGAAUUACUCGCUUCACUGAGUCUAAGAAAGAUAUCCUCGAAUGGUAUCAUAUAUCCGCAAGAAGUAGCCGAGCACAUAACGAAUAAAUACUGAAAAAAGUAGGAGAUCAUCAGGAGGAAGAAGGAAGAUAAAAGAAAGUAGAGGGGAAGAAGAUAAGAGAAAGAGGGGACUGAAAGCGAGAGAGAAAAGAUAGAGAGAAGCAAUGGAACAGGUAAAACAAAAAGUGAGGAAAAAAUUGAAAACCAGUCUCUCAGUCAGGAAGGUAGUUCUUCGGAGUCUAGCAGACUGCGGACUCGCUCUCUUCUCCUUUUCCACCACCAUCGCUAUCAGCAACCACCACCACCACUGUGUUCGGCAACGACUUUACGGUAACAGCGGCUGCAGCACCACCACCACCACUACCAACUCGCUUGGCUACCAUCGCCAACACCUCCUUUUCCUCCUCCUCCUCCUACACCUCUUUCCCUUUCCGCUUCUCCGUUUCUCUCGGUCCACGUCCUUCCUUAAUUCAGUCCAAUGAGAGUCGCUCUUCGAUUCGUCGCACCCGUCAUAGAUACUCGGUUCGUCUCGAUCUUUCAGGAUACUUUUUCUCCUUCACCAUCCUUUGGUCGAGUCGUACAAUUCGCCAAGUAGUUGUGUGCCAACUUGCCUCGAGUCUCGCGACACAUCGAUUUCAAGAUCGGAAUUUAACAAACCGGUCGGUCCGCGCGAAUACACGAACGAAUAUCGUGCUCAGAGAAAGUGUCAGCUAGUGCGAACAAGAGUGGAUCUGUUCGAAUGGAUCGAUAGAUCGUGCCGAUUAUUAUAGAGACAGAGAGGAUUAUACGCAAAAGAUCGAACGUGUUUCUUAUUGUGUUAAAGAAAAACAGUUUGUUUUUCUACGUUUAGAAGGAUACGCUUGACGGAGAGAACAUGUUUCGUACCAGUCGCAACGCGAACCGGUUGCGCGUGCUUAAAAUAGUUACCCGUGCAUAGGUUACCGCUCUACCCACCGUUCGCUCAUUGGAAUACAUUUCAGGAUUGUCAGAACACGAUGACGAGUUGGAGAAGAACGCUUAUCGUGGCAAUCAUUGGAAUCUUAUUUCUGGCUGCAAUCACUAAAUAUUCUAAAGCCUGCAACGAAGCGAUCUGUGCUAGUGUCGUGAGUAAAUGUAUGCUCACGCAAAGUUGCAAAUGCGAUCUCGUUACCUGUACCUGCUGCAAGGAAUGCUUUUCUUGUCUUAGUUAUCUUUAUGAUGAAUGUUGUUCGUGCGUAGAUCUGUGCCCGAAACCAAAUAUUACAGAUAAUCCGUUGAGCAAGAAGUCUCAUGUGGAGGAUUUUACCGAUCCGAUGCCAGGUCUGUUUCAAGCGUUAACCGCAGAACCGGAUCCGCACGAACGUUGGCUUACAUUCACGUUUCCAGUGGAUUUUGAUAUGUCUUUAUUUACACCAAAACAUGAAAAUAAAUAUACUAUGAAAACUUCCAAUGAAGAAGUGCACCCAUUGAAACCAAACGUAAUGACGGUUAACUGCACCGUUGCAUUUAUGGCUCAAUGUAACUCCUGGAACAAAUGUCGGGCGUCUUGCCAGAGCAUGGGUGCUAGUAGUUAUAGAUGGUUCCACGAUGGUUGCUGCGAAUGUAUAGGAGACACUUGUAUUAAUUAUGGAAUCAAUGAAUCGAGAUGCAUACAUUGUCCAAUAGACAAAGAAGAAGAUGAUUUGAAAGAUCAGUAUGAUGAUUAUGGUCAAGAUGAAGAUGAUUUAACAGAAGAUGACAUCGAUUAAUAAUCAUUGGUUUUCUUUUCGAUCUCGUGUAAUGUUUUCUCGUUAGUGGAUUGUAUUGAAGUUGAAGUUGUGUUAGGGUGAGUGCAAUCCCGGUGACGGUUAAUUAUUUCAAGAACUCAAUCGUAAAUAGUGCCGUCAUUUAUUCGUGAUAUUCAUGAAUUCGAUACUAUAUCUAUGUGCAAAGACUGUGGUUUUAUGAUUGAUUGACCAUUUUAUCCUUUUUAAACUUUUUAAAAAUUAUACAAUAAAUGAUGAACUUAAUUCCCUUCAAAAGGGAUUCAUUUGUUAGCAAAUAUAAUUUAAAUCAUGAUCAGUGAAGUUGGAAACAAUUGAUUGUUAACGCAGUUAAUGAUAUCGCGUUUAAGUUUAAGUAAAGAAAACAAACAAAUGUAAUGGCGUUUAGAAUUGACUGGUUUUAUAAUAUGACUUUAACGGCAUAGCACGUAUAAGUCAUUAUUUUUAAAUGUUAAAUAUGUAUGUAUGUAAGUAGUA
Apis laboriosa (Himalayan honeybee) is the source of this 2411-nucleotide messenger RNA. RefSeq names its product twisted gastrulation protein homolog 1-A-like. Bases 1188 to 1919 code for a protein of 243 amino acids. The transcript is spliced from 4 exons. NCBI's taxonomy places the organism in Eukaryota, Metazoa, Arthropoda, Insecta, Hymenoptera, Apidae. The record is from RefSeq and is a predicted model, not a curated record. Gene Ontology annotation, biological process: regulation of BMP signaling pathway.